Epithele typhae is the source of this 927-nucleotide messenger RNA. RefSeq lists its product as uncharacterized. NCBI's taxonomy places the organism in Eukaryota, Fungi, Basidiomycota, Agaricomycetes, Polyporales, Epitheliaceae. The coding region runs from base 1 to 927 and encodes 308 amino acids. The record is from RefSeq and is a predicted model, not a curated record. The transcript has 4 exons.
AUGGCCGUGCAGUUCGCCCCCAUUACCCCCAGCAAGCUCAGGGAUGAGCUCCUCACUCACCCUCUCAUGCUCUCCGUCGGCAGUCUUAGUCUGUCGACCUUCAUGUCACGCUCGAUAUACGGCAUGAUCGACUGGAGACCUGUACUCAUCUGUGUCGCCUCAGACAUCCUCGCCAUCGGGAUGGACCAUUAUUUCGACCAAGCACCGAUGCUCUCCUACGCACUCAAGACAGGCAACAGCGAGAUGACCUCCAUCUUCCGCCAGGCGAAGAUGCUCCUGUACUCCAACGCACUCCUCCUUCUCCUCGCUCUUGCGGUCUCCCCGCCCUGGACAUGGGCGAUGGUUGCCAUCUUUUUCGGCCCUGCCUUCGUCUGGGAUUUCAAGCUCUUCGUUUUCGGCGGCCAAAAGAAGCCCAAGAAGAGCGUCAGCGAGGAGGCACAGAAGCCGAAGCCGAAGUCCAGCGACAAGCCAGCGUUUACGAUCAAGAGAAUCCCCGGCAUGAAAGCGGUCCUCAUCGGUAUUAUCAGAGGGCGCGCAGGUCCUAACAUCUGGAACCCCACACAGAUUAUCGUGUGGUCUACCAUCAACCGUGCGGCACAUGCUCCUCCCGCGCGCGCAGGUCAUGGCAGACGUGCGGACUUCCACGAGGACUGGGAGAAGCAAGUGCCGACGAUCCCCGUCCUCCUCAAGUCCGUCUUCCGCACCAAGCUCCUCCUCACCGCCGUGCACCUCUUCACCACCUUCCUGUACUCAUACAACCCGUACAUCGUCUUCGCCUCCCUCUACGCGACCGUCCUCGUCUGGUUCCUCGACGAGAACUCGCCCCGCGGGUUCUACCGGCUCAGCUUCCACUCACAGACGCUGACCGCCGUGCUCUACGGCGCCGUCGAGGCCACGAAGUGGUACACGUCGUAUCAGUCGAUGUGA